Messenger RNA from Pyricularia pennisetigena, 1284 nucleotides. RefSeq lists its product as uncharacterized. The record is from RefSeq and is a predicted model, not a curated record. NCBI's taxonomy places the organism in Eukaryota, Fungi, Ascomycota, Sordariomycetes, Magnaporthales, Pyriculariaceae. The transcript has a single exon. Bases 1 to 1284 code for a protein of 427 amino acids.
AUGGUCUUGGGCCGGCUAAAGCUACCUCCGACCAUUGCGCGGAGGCUGUUUUCAGUUCGCCCCUACAGCACAAGCACAGAUUCGACCCCAGCUGCUGCCUCCAACUUGUCGAGACAUUAUCUCGGACCAAAGCCACCUCUAGCUGAAGCCAUCGACGCAGAAUGGAGGCAGCUUCUCAAGGAUCUCAGGGAGAACCAUGCCCUCACCCAAGGCGAUGAAUUGGAGCCGCUUCAAUCAGAGCCGCAGGCCCCAUGGCUGCUCCAGCUCACGGGCACAUCUGCGAACCUUCAACCCUCCGACUUUUACCGCCUAGCGCCGCAGUCAAACCAUGUGCAUUACUGGACCACGCAGGGGAGUCUGGCGGUUGUGACCCAGGCCCGUCACUAUACUACCCAAGAAGGCGUCGACCAUUAUCGGCUCUACUUUGAGUCGGAGGCCGGCGCCUUGCGUUACCGCGACGAAGCCCUCCGUCUGCAUCAACUAUCCAAGGACCUUAAACAUGCGAUCGCCCAUCCGCCCUUGCCACGCAAGGAGAAAAGAAAGAAAGCCAAAGCUAAGACGAAGAAGGCAAAGAAGUUCGCCGAGAGUGUUCUUGAGUCGCUGGAGUCCAUGGAUGAACAAGACAAAGGUGGACCAGAGGCCGAGGUAGAACCGCAAGUCUCCAAUGAACAGCAGUCAGUCCCAUCUAUGCCGUGGGGAGCUCUCAACCAGCGAAAGGAAUCGCCGAAGCCAAAGCCAAAGCCAAAGCCAACUCCACGUCCCGAAGAUCUCGCGGCUGAAGCCCGCACCUUCACACUUGCUCCUCCCGAUACCGAGCUCGAUCUGCAGGGCCCCUUCGAACCCGACCCCGCAGAUAAACCUCCCUGCGUUGCACGCGUGACCCAGGUCCUGUUCGUCAUCUCGGGCGGCAGCGGCAACGGCUUCUCCAGGUCAGCCCUCGGCCGCUUGAUUGCCGCCGACGGCGAGCGUCGGAACCUGCGAUGGCGGCUGCGCGGUGGAGCCUCGGUGCUGCCGCUCCGCGUCGACAUGUCGACUGCUGCUCGAACGGCUAGGAAGGAGGCCGGGGUCGAUAAUUCCGGCGACAUGCUGCGCCAGGCGAUCGAGCUGGCGCAAGCGGUCGAGACCAGCAACGAGACGGACAACGACACCCCCUAUAUGCGUUACGUUUUAUCAUUCGAGGAUGGCCCCGAGGCCAAGCGUUUUGCGCGGGAUUGGCACAUGAGGAAACUUGUCUUCAACAACGGAGACUUGGUCUUUUUUGUAAAAGCUACAGCUCUCUGGUAG